Molecule: messenger RNA, 1685 nt
Organism: Anarrhichthys ocellatus (wolf-eel)
Lineage: Eukaryota; Metazoa; Chordata; Actinopteri; Perciformes; Anarhichadidae
Gene: kynu
Product: kynureninase
Exons: 14
Coding region: 112-1497 (461 amino acids)
Biological process (GO): NAD+ biosynthetic process
Cellular component (GO): cytoplasm
Molecular function (GO): pyridoxal phosphate binding; kynureninase activity
Source: RefSeq, a predicted model, not a curated record
UGAUUAACUCGAGGCUGAAAACAGGUCAAAGGGUGUUUCCAGAGCAGAGGACUCACUCCACUCUGAGAGGAAGCUCAUCUGCCAACACCCAGCAGCCUCCAUCCCACAGUAAUGGACCCGUUUGUUGACUCCAAUCCGAGAGAAACGCUGAAGCGAGUUUCAGCUUUGCUGGGCUGCAGCCCGACCUCUGCAGACGUGGCUGCGUACCUGGACAAAGCUGACAGCCUGAAGCAUCUCCGGGAGGAGUUCCUGGUGCCCAGAAUUGCAGAUUUGCCUCAUUCCGAUCUCUCGCUGGUCGAUGGCACCAAGGAAUGCAUCUACCUUGUGGGGAACUCGUUGGGGCUUCAGCCCAAAAUGGCCCGGAAGUACCUGGAGGAGGAGCUGGAGAAGUGGGCCAAAACGGGAGUGCAUGGUCACACAGAAGGCUCUCGGCCUUGGGCGUGGGCUGAAGACAACAUCGAGGACCUCAUGGCUGAUGUUGUUGGAGCUAAAACGGAGGAGGUGGCGCUGAUGAACGGCCUGACAGUUAACUUACAUCUUCUCCUGCUUUCCUUCUACAAACCCACAGCAGCUCGGCACAGAAUCCUUCUAGAGGACAAGGCCUUCCCGUCAGACCACUAUGCUGUAGAGUCUCAGAUCCGGCUGCGAGGGUUCGACCCUAAGAAGAGCAUGCUGCUGCUGUCCCCCAGACGGGGAGAAGACACUCUGAGAACUGAGGACAUCCUGGAGGUGAUCGAGAAGCAGGGCGACUCCAUAGCUGUGGUGAUGUUCAGCGGGGUCCAGUAUUACACCGGCCAGCUGUUCGACAUGUCCGCCAUCACUAAGGCCGGCCAGAGGAAGGGCUGUUAUGUGGGCUUUGAUUGCGCCCACGCUGUGGGAAACGCAGAGCUGAAGCUGCACGACUGGGGGGUGGACUUUGCCUGCUGGUGCUCCUACAAGUAUGUAAACUCAGGCGCUGGAGGACUAGCCGGAGCUUUUAUCCACAAGAAACACAAAGACAUCAAGCCUGCCCUGGUGGGAUGGUGGGGCCAUGAUCUGAAAACUCGGUUCCUGAUGGGUAACGAGUUGAAGCUGCAGCUUGGAGUGAACGGCUUCAGACUGUCCAACCAGCCCAUCCUGCUGGUCUGCCCCCUGCAGGCCAGUCUGGAGGUGUUUAAGAUGACCAGUAUGAAGGCGCUGCGCAGGAAGUCCCUCCUGUUGACGGGCUACCUGGAGUACCUGAUCCAGCACUACUACACCAAGGACCCAACUCAGCCUCACAUCCGCAUCAUCACGCCCUCUGACCCGGAGCAGAGAGGCUGUCAGCUCUCACUCUGCUUCCCCAUCCACAUCCCCAUCAGAAAGGUCUACCAGGAGCUGGAGAAGAGGGGCGUCGUUUGUGACAUGAGGGAGCCCAGCGUGCUCAGAAUCGCUCCGGUGCCGCUCUACAACUCCUUCAGCGACGUCCAUCGCUUCAUAGAAACACUGGGAUCAGCUCUCACUGCCAGCAGCCGAUGAAGGAGGAUCAGAUUUAACCCACUGACACACCUUGCUUCAGGGGAAACGUGUGAAACCUUUAAAACAGUGGAUGCAUUUUACUGUAAGCCUCGUUAUCUUAGCCAGCACUGCGGAACAACGGUCUGUCCUGUUUUCAUGUGUCUUUGUUAACAUGCAUCUGUGGGAAUUAAACUCCACCAAUUAAAAAG